Messenger RNA from Lolium rigidum, 3181 nucleotides. Its product is annotated as DNA topoisomerase 2-binding protein 1-A. Lineage: Eukaryota; Viridiplantae; Streptophyta; Magnoliopsida; Poales; Poaceae. Bases 115 to 2766 code for a protein of 883 amino acids. Gene Ontology annotation, biological process: mitotic G2 DNA damage checkpoint signaling; mitotic DNA replication checkpoint signaling; DNA replication initiation. The record is from RefSeq and is a predicted model, not a curated record. The transcript is spliced from 17 exons.
AGGUUCGAGGAUCUCAAGGCCAAAGGGUGCAAUUUACUCGGACCACAAUGCAUUCUUUCAUGUGCUAAGGAGCAUCGUUCCCUGCCGAAGCAAGGCUAUACUUGUUGUCUUGCAAUGGAUGGGGUUAAAAUACUCUGUUCAGGCUUCGAAAAAGAUGAGAGGGAAAAGAUCGAACACUUAGUCACUGCUAUGGGAGGUCUUCUUCAGGCUAAAGUGUCCAUGGAUGUUAACUUUGUGAUUGCAAAGGAUGUAUUGGCUGCCAAAUACAAAUGGGCCGUGAAUAAUCUGAAGAAGCCUAUUGUCACUAUGAACUGGUUGGAGCAAUGCUGGAUCGAACAUCGUGUUGUGCCUCAUGAACCAUACAGGAUUCUUCCUUUUACUGGGUUGUGCAUAUGCAUCACCAAAAUAGAGGCAGAUACACGUAAGGAGUUGAUGGAAAUAAUAGAGCAGAAUGGUGGCCAGUAUUCAGCAACUCUUACAAAGAAGUGCACUCAUUUAGUUGCAAAUGAACCUGGAGGUGACAAGUAUCUUGUAGCUAAAAAAUGGGGUAACAUUUACAUCGUGGAUCGGAGAUGGGUUGACCAAUCUGUUGCUCGAAGAGUUUGCGUAGAUGAGAAUGCCUAUGUCAUUCGCCAGCGUUCUACGAAUUAUAACGGCAUAAAAAGUUCCCUCCAGGAGCAACGAAACCCAGAGAAAAGUAGUGCAAGUUUUCAAUCUGUUCCAGCAGCAUCAGUUGAUGAUUCAGUAUCAACAUCACAGUAUGCGCCAGUCUCUUCUGCUUAUGCUUCAAAAAUCUGCAGCACGGAUAUUGCUGGCACACCUGGUGUUGAAGAGACAAACGAAAUGCAGGUUGAUAGUCAUGUAGCUCAGGACUCAGAGGCUGAAGAUGAUGAUCUUUACUUAUCAAAUUGCAGAAUUUCUCUUGUGGGUUUUGAGGAGAAAGAGUUGUCAAGGUUAGUCAUGAUGAUACGCGAUGGUGGUGGAUCCCGGCAUGUUAUGUUAAGUGAGAGGCUUACUCAUAUUAUUCUAGGUGCACCUUCAGAGGAAGAGAAAAAGGAGGUAAGACGCCUGGCUGCUUGGGGUGUGAUAAAUGUGGUAAAGGUAACAUGGUUAGAAGACUGCAAUAAAACAAAAACGGAAGCUAAAGUAUCCACAGCUCAUUUGGCUAACGAUUUACUAUCAAAAGAAUUUUCGUUUCUGGGCAUGGACAAACCAUCUGCUACACGUGAGACAAAGGUAGCCAAAAGUUCAUGUGGAAUGUUUCAUGUUCCAACUGUCAAUGAUUCACAUGAUAAGCAGCUUGCGAAAGAUCUGUCAUCUGAAAGAAAACCAGCCAGGGACAAACAUGCAAAUGUGAAUAAUAGCCGAGCAGCAACCAGGUCUGCAAAAUCAAGCCAACAAAAUGGAUUGAGCACUAUCAGCAAAGCAACUUCAUCUGCAGUGAAUUCUCAGAGUAGCGCUUCUUCAAGUACUUUCAAAGGGAGAACAUUUUGUUUCUCAAAUUCAUUUUCUCAUGAUCGGAGAGCUGAGGUUAUCGAUUGGGUGAGAAAAGGGGGAGGCACUAUGGUGGAUGACGCACAAGCUACUGUUGCGGAUUUCAUAAUCGAGUGCCAUGGACAGAAAGGCAUGCAAUGUGACUUCUCUCAUUCAACCGUUGUUUCAACUCAAUGGAUUGCCUCAUGUUUUGAGGUGGGCUACUUGCAAGAUGUUGGAAGUCAUCCAAUCUUCUCUCCUUUGCGUUGUCGCAUCCCAUUCCCAGGGUUUGAGAACUUUCGUUUCUGUGUUUCACAAUAUGAAGACAAAGAUAGAGUUCUGCUGAAGAACCUCUGCCUUACUCUAGGAGCCAAAUUUACAGACAAAGCAACAAAGAGAGUGACUCAUCUUAUCUGUAAAUUCGCAAGCGGUCCAAAGUACGAGGCUUACCUUCAUAAGGAAAUUCCAACCAUUACUGUAGAGUGGCUCUUCGAAUGCGUGAGACAGGACACAAUAAUACCUUAUGAUCAGUUUCAACCAAAACCACCUACUUCUCAGGACAGGGAUGCUGGUCUGUGUACUGUUAGUCAAUUUCCUACACAAGCUGCUAAUACAACCUCUAAAAUUGACUGCCCCGAGUCACUUAGUGAAUUUCAAGUACCAAGAAGCAGUUCAAAACACAGCUCUGGCUCCUCUGUUUCUGAUACAACCUCUAAAAUUGACUGCCCUGAGUCACCUAGUGAGUUUCAAGUACCAAGAAGCAGUUCAAAACACAGCUCUGGCUCCUCUAUUUCCAAGGAGAAAAUUGCUUCUCCUUCUGUUCACAAAAGAAGAAGACCCGAAACGGGCAUGGCUAAUGAUACAUCUGGCGACAACGAAAGAACUGAGAAGCAUGUGGACAACAGCUGUAUUCCUGGUGUUGCAGAUUGCAUAGAGGACCUACUGGUCCAGUCAUCCAGGGAUCCUGCGCCUGAUGCUACUGUUGUUGGUCAAGAGGAGGAGCCUCAAUCUGUGUCAAAUUUCACUUCCCCAUCCAUGGAAAAUCUUUCAAACGACAACUGGCGAAAGAAGCAACACAUCCCCCCUGCCAAGAAGGUCCAGAGCCGAAACACCGCCCCGGCCCCAGCCCCCACUCCCUACUUGGCACCCUUUAGUGAGACACAGACAGAGUCCCAGAUCAUAGGAUACGAAGAAGAUUGGACUGGCAUGCAGAAGAUCAUCGACAGAGUUAGUUCUCAAAAGAAGAUGACUGAUAGUUCAGGCACAGGGCAUCAAUGGGACUCCAUCAAAUGAGACUGCUUGUCUCGAGUUAGGCAUAGACCCCCCCAUACAUCUAGCUGACUGCAGCGGGAUCUUCCACCCAACGACCCCAACACGCGUAAUCAAAAGAAGCAUUAUCAAAUCUGCCUGCCCUGUCUUGUUGUCGUCAGUCAGAUGGGUGGAAGAGUAGGAUGGACUAUGGAGGUUGUUCCUACGCAUGGGACAUCAUGUGCCGGUUGCACAACUGCCCAGAAGAUCAUCAUGAAAUGACACUGGGCAAUGUAUGUCUGUACCGCAGUUUUGUAUAGCGACUAAAGUGUUCUGCUUCGGUUUUUUUUCCUGAGAAGACAUUGUGAGCCUAUGACUAGUGUGUUUGCUGUACCGGUUCUAUUGUCUUGAGUAGUGUGGCUUUGUAGUUUGUACUUGAUGCUGUAUUAGUGAGAGUGUG